Trichechus manatus latirostris (Florida manatee) is the source of this 319-nucleotide messenger RNA. It is a transcript of the gene GNG4, whose product is annotated as G protein subunit gamma 4. Gene Ontology annotation, cellular component: heterotrimeric G-protein complex. NCBI's taxonomy places the organism in Eukaryota, Metazoa, Chordata, Mammalia, Sirenia, Trichechidae. Gene Ontology annotation, molecular function: G-protein beta-subunit binding. The transcript has 3 exons. Bases 92 to 319 code for a protein of 75 amino acids. The record is from RefSeq and is a predicted model, not a curated record. Gene Ontology annotation, biological process: G protein-coupled receptor signaling pathway.
CCUCUUGUCUGACCACCGGUAGCUGCUGCCACCAGCCUCUGUCACCUGCUUCAGGCCUGUCACGGUGCCACCUCUCAGCAGGGGCAGCAGAAUGAAAGAAGGGAUGUCCAAUAACAGCACCACCAGCAUCUCCCAAGCCAGGAAAGCGGUGGAGCAGCUGAAGAUGGAAGCCUGCAUGGACAGGGUGAAGGUCUCCCAGGCAGCAGCGGACUUGCUGGCGUACUGUGAAGCCCACGUACGGGAAGACCCCCUCAUCAUCCCAGUGCCUGUGUCAGAAAACCCCUUCCGAGAGAAGAAGUUCUUUUGUACCAUCCUGUAA